AUGCAACAAAACAAGCUCACCGCGGUCAAACGGGUUAUAAAACCGUAUCAGAUUCCUGAUCUGGAAGACCAAGUUGCAGAAAGAAUCAAAAACAUCAUCCCUGUAGUUUCUCCUUGCUAUGAUUCAUUCCCUGAAACAGAUGCGGAUGCGUUUGCUUGGCUUUUCGCGAUUGAUGGCCUGCUUUUGCUUGAUCAACUUCGCGUGUAUUUAGAUAAAGGUUUUGCGAUUGAUGAAAAGGAUCUGAUCAUGUUGGAAAACCAGAUUCCUAUGAUCGUGCUGAAGGAAAUUGAAAAGGCCCUUUCUGCUAAUGGUGAACAUGUUGAAGAAUUGUGGGAAUCUAAGUUUCGGUAUUUCGCAGAGGCAAACUCUCCGUUUCUUCUAUCGAAAGAGACGAUGGAGUUCGAUCGUGUUAACCAUCUUCUUGAUUAUAUGUACAAAUCCAUCGUCAACAAUGAGGUUUCGAGAGAUGUCGCUUUCUCAAAACCUGGAAGUAUUCCAGUUGAGAAGUCGGCCGCUGAAGAGUUACUAGAAGCUGUAAUCAAAGCGGCCGGAUUGAUCCCGGGCGUUAAACCUUUUCUCGGAAUCAUCGAAUCUAUCAUAAAGAUUCUAUACGAAACCGAUAAAGAAAAAAUGAUUCAAGAAAUCAGGGUGCCUUCGGUUUCAGAACUCGGCGAUGUAGCCGGAGUGAAGUUCGCUUUGUCAACAUGCGAAGAAGGGAUCAGAAACAUAAGCUUUGCUAAUGGAACAUGUUGUCUCCCUGUCAUUACUCUGAAUUAUGAUUCGGAGGUCAUACUAAGAAACUUGAUGGCCUACGAGAAACUAAUGGCGAAAAACAGUUUAAUGGGCGGGUUUGGUCUCGAACUCACGGAGUACGUAGAUUUCAUGUGCGGGAUUAUUGACACCGCUAACGACGUGAAGGUGCUACGGGAAUACAAGGCGAUUUGCGAGAUGAGGAGAUCGUGA
Molecule: messenger RNA, 963 nt
Organism: Helianthus annuus (common sunflower)
Lineage: Eukaryota; Viridiplantae; Streptophyta; Magnoliopsida; Asterales; Asteraceae
Product: putative UPF0481 protein At3g02645
Exons: 1
Coding region: 1-963 (320 amino acids)
Source: RefSeq, a predicted model, not a curated record